Messenger RNA from Monoraphidium neglectum, 570 nucleotides. Its product is annotated as bloom syndrome protein. NCBI's taxonomy places the organism in Eukaryota, Viridiplantae, Chlorophyta, Chlorophyceae, Sphaeropleales, Selenastraceae. The annotation marks the transcript as partial. Gene Ontology annotation, cellular component: cytoplasm; nucleus; chromosome. The transcript has 6 exons. Gene Ontology annotation, biological process: double-strand break repair via homologous recombination. Gene Ontology annotation, molecular function: four-way junction helicase activity; 3'-5' DNA helicase activity. The record is from RefSeq and is a predicted model, not a curated record.
AUGGGCAUCAACAAGCCCGACGUACGCUUUGUGAUCCACUACUCCUUGCCAAAGUCACUCGAGGGGUACCACCAGGAGACCGGCAGGGCGGGCCGUGACGGGGAGCUGGCAGAGUGCGUCCUGUUCUACUCAUACGCAGACGCCCAGAAGGGCCGCCACAUGAUGAAGCAGAGUGCGCAGGAGAACGCCACCCCCUGGGACGUGCUGCAGAGCAACGAGGCCGCGCUCAACGCCAUGAUCGCGUACGCCGAGAGCACUGCGGAGUGCCGCCGGUCCAUGCUGAUGCACCACUUUGGGGAGCGCGGGUUCGGCCCCGACCAGUGCGCGGGGACCUGCGACGUCUGCCAGCAGCUGGCGGCGGGCGGCAAGCAGGCGGUCAAGACAGACGUGACCGAGGAGUCGGCCGCCCUCAUCCGCCUGGUGGAGGCCAUAGACGGCCCCCAGCCGCACGGCGGCGGCGGCGGCUGGGGCGGCGGCGGCGCGGCUGCGGCGGCAGGCGGCAAGGGUUGGGCGGCGACCUACAUCCUGGAGCUGUUCAGGGGCGCGGUCAGCAGCCGCAACAGGCCACAG